Penicillium daleae is the source of this 1227-nucleotide messenger RNA. RefSeq lists its product as uncharacterized. The coding region runs from base 1 to 1227 and encodes 408 amino acids. Gene Ontology annotation, biological process: carbohydrate metabolic process. The record is from RefSeq and is a predicted model, not a curated record. The transcript has 3 exons. NCBI's taxonomy places the organism in Eukaryota, Fungi, Ascomycota, Eurotiomycetes, Eurotiales, Aspergillaceae.
AUGCGCGUUUUCCCGAGUCUCCUUGUCUGCCUCUUGGGGGUCUUUGCAAAUACCCCUUUAGCCUCAGCAGCAUGCACGACGCGCCCGUACUCUGCAUGGAUGGCAGACAGUGUCAUUGAGCGCGGCCAGGCUAUUGUCCCUCCCGGCACUGAGGCGUCCUCGUCCAUUUACCUUCAAAUCGGAUUCUUUCAGACAGCCAUCCUACGGCUGUCAGAAUACUACCGCACUCCGGAGUCUGUAUGCUCUCCAAGCGACUGGCAGGAGUAUCUGAGAGCCAGCACGGACAGUGUGGUACCAUUUCUCCUGAAUGCUACACAGGACACCCAAAUUCCAUUGGAUAGGUUUUCGACUGGAAAGGGUUUGCUACAUCAAUACGAGGAAUUCCACAACACCACAUUGAAGGUAACUCUAGAUACGUUACGAGAAUCCAUCAAUCUUCAACCCCAAAAUGUUUUUGGUGGGUACUGGUACUUUGUCUACCCGCAAUGGAGCUACCUGGAUGGAAUGUACUCUGUCGUACCGUUUCUGUCCUACUACACCACCGCUCUAGCUGCUGAAAAUAGCUCGGCCGUCGCCAACGACAUCAUAAAGCAGCUAGACCUCCUUUGGACUCAUUGCCGGCAGAACAGCACCGGACUCCUCGUGCACGGGUACGACGCCUCUAAAAUGGCCGUCUGGGCGAACCCCGUAACUGGGGGCAGUCCUUACGUUUGGAGUCGGUCGUUGGGCUGGUACUUGAUGGCUCUCCUGGAUACCUUAGAGCUAGAAACUCCAAAUUUCCCGUUGAAGCUGCAAACCUAUCUUCAGCAGCGGUUGGUCCAGCUGAGCGAUGCUGUUAUCCAAGCGGCGGAUGCUAAGACCGGGUGCUGGUGGCAGGUCAUGACCCUGCCUGGCCGCCCAGGAAAUUAUAUUGAAUCAAGUGGGUCGGCCAUGUUUACCUAUGCUCUGUACAAGGCCGCAAGGCUUGGAUAUCUCCCGAGCCGAUUAGCUGCAGAGUCCAUCGAUACAGCGAGUAAGUGCUACAGGCAUAUCGUGGAUACGUUUGUUGUGCAGAACAGCAAUGGGACCUUGGACUACAACGGAACGGUGGCGGUCUGUAGCUUGAAUUCGACGGCUUCGUAUGAGUACUACACUUCGCAGCCCUUGCUGUACAACAGCGUUCAUGGCACUGCGUCAUUUAUUCUCGCGAGUCUGGAGCACGAAAUGGUAAGCCAGAGUCGUUCCUAG